AUGAUUGGGCUCGCGUGUGGUGGCGAUGAUGCUUUGCUGAAGGCAAAGCGAGCCAAGAAAGAGGCCGACCAGGCCGAUGAAAAGAAGGACUCACCUGGCGCAUCAGCUGAGACUGCCGUCGAUGGCGUCAAGAAGGAGGAAGUCAAGAAGGAGGAGGAUCUCAAGGAUGAGUUGAAGGACGAAUUGCUGGAAGUCAAGACCGAGGUGAAGGAGGAACUCGACGACUCCGAGGACGCGCUCAAUGACAUUAUGGAGGCGGAGACCACUGCCGUUGGGAAAGGCAAGAAGCGAAAGCGGUUUGACUACGAG
Messenger RNA from Symbiodinium necroappetens, 309 nucleotides. NCBI's taxonomy places the organism in Eukaryota, Dinophyceae, Suessiales, Symbiodiniaceae. The record is from the annotation of a GenBank genome assembly.